Nerophis lumbriciformis (worm pipefish) is the source of this 2090-nucleotide messenger RNA. RefSeq names its product cell division cycle 40 homolog (S. cerevisiae) (gene cdc40). Gene Ontology annotation, biological process: mRNA splicing, via spliceosome. Gene Ontology annotation, molecular function: protein binding; mRNA binding. Gene Ontology annotation, cellular component: catalytic step 2 spliceosome. NCBI's taxonomy places the organism in Eukaryota, Metazoa, Chordata, Actinopteri, Syngnathiformes, Syngnathidae. The record is from RefSeq and is a predicted model, not a curated record.
CUUCCGGUCGAACCACAACACGCAAGAUGUCUGCUGCCACAGCUUUCCUCGUUUCCUACGCCAGUGAUUCCGAUUCGGAAAAUGAGACCGAAACUGGUUCAAACCCCGACGCAGCCGAGUCUAUGGAUCCGGACGCAACGGCGCACCUUAAACCUUUACAGUCUGGUCCGACGAUGACAUUAGCGGUCCUCAAUUUGGCCCCGGAAGUCGCCGUAAAGGAGUCCGUUGAGACCGGCGUACAUCUUGACCCUUCCCUGAAAGAAAUCAGUUAUAACCCAACAUUUGAAACCAUGUUUGCACCAGAGUUUGGGCCAGAAAACCCCUUUAAAACGCAACAGAUGGCUGCCCCAAGAAAUAUGUUGUCCGGCUAUGCAGAACCCGCUCACGUCAACGAUUUUAUGUUCGAACAGCAGAGACGGACCUUUUCAGUCUUAGGCUAUGCUUUAGAUCCAUCUGUUGACACAGACCAAGUAACUAACAGUAGUUACAUUGGAGCCGUGGAUGAGGCUGAGAAAAGAAAAGGCUUGACAGUGUUUGAGACUAAUUACAAGAAGACAGAGAAAAGGAAAAAGGUCAAAGGUGGUGAUGCAGGAGAGAUUGAUACAUUCCUUGGACCGUGGGCCAAAUAUGUUGAUGAGCAAGCGGUGGCCAAACCAACCGAGGAGGAGAAGAAAGAAUUGGAUGAGAUAACCGCUAAAAGGCAAAAGAGGGGGAGGAAGGAAGAGGAAGCUCCAGCCGAGGAAAAGACUAUUCUUCAUGUUAAGGACAUGUACGAUUACCAGGGUAGAUCCUACCUACAUAUCCCUCAAGAUGUGGGCAUAAACCUGAGGUCUUCAGAAGCACCAGACAAGUGUUACCUGCCCAAGAAGCAAAUCCAUGUUUGGUCCGGACACACUAAGGGUGUCAGCGCCAUCCGACUGUUUCCCAGGUCUGGUCAUCUGCUACUUUCAUCCUCCAUGGACUGUAAGAUUAAGUUGUGGGAAGUGUACAAUGAGAGGAGGUGUUUACGGACUUUUGUUGGCCACAGCAAAGCGGUGCGAGACAUUUGCUUUAGCAACGCGGGGACAAAGUUCCUCAGCGCCGCCUACGACCGCUACAUCAAACUGUGGGACACUGAGACAGGCCAGUGCAUCGCUCGCUUCACAAACAGAAAGGUUCCCUACUGCGUCAAGUUUAACCCAGAUGAAGAGAAACAGAAUCUGUUUGUGGCCGGCAUGUCCGAUAAGAAGAUCGUCCAGUGGGACAUCAGGACCAACGAGGUGGUUCAGGAGUACGACCGUCACUUGGGCGCCGUCAACACCAUCACGUUCGUGGAUGAGCAUCGUCGCUUUGUCAGCACGUCAGAUGACAAAAGUCUUCGUGUUUGGGAGUGGGACAUCCCCGUGGACUUCAAGUACAUCGCAGAGCCUAGCAUGCACUCCAUGCCAGCUGUGACACUCUCUCCCAAUGGUAAGUGGCUUGCGUGCCAGUCUAUGGACAAUCAGAUUCUGAUUUUUGGAGCCCAAAACCGCUUCAGACUGAACAAGAAGAAGAUCUUCAAGGGCCACAUGGUUGCUGGCUACGCUUGCCAGGUUGACUUCUCCCCUGACAUGAGCUAUGUAGUGUCCGGGGACGCCGACGGAAAGCUGAACAUUUGGGACUGGAAGACAACCAAGCUGUACCACAGGAUCAAAGCUCACGACAAGGUGUGCAUCAGCGCCCUGUGGCAUCCUCACGAAACCUCCAAGGUUAUCACCUGCGGUUGGGAUGGACAGAUCAAAAUGUGGGAUUAAAAUGUUAGUAAGAGGGAGGUGUAGAUCUGGAAAGUAUUGCGAAUGAAAGCCACAAGACUGGCAUCCAGUCUUAUUGUAGCAGUGUAUUUUUAUAUCCAUACAUGUACAUUCAUGAUAUUUCUGUAUAAAGAUUUAAAAACAUGCACUAUUUCUAGUGCUACUAGUACAUAUAAGGUGCAUGGUGUAUGCGUAGUUCGUGUAGUUGAGUUUUGAUGUUUUAAUUUGCAUUUUUUUGGUGUAUUUUAUCAUUUGAGAACAGCUUCAUUUUCAAUGAUGACCAGCCUUGUGGGAAAUAAACAAUCCAUCAAUUUUACCAAA